ACUUUUAUUUUGAAAGCCUUCCGGCGCAGUCGCAGGUAGUUCGGUUGCACUCGCAUCAGGCCUGAGUGGAUGUGUGGCGAUGCCACCGGAGCAUCCGGAGCCCAGUGCGUUUCCCCGGCGGUGCGCAACAAUGCGGCGCUGGAGAUAAAACUUCACCAGCGAUGUCAGAGCCCUGAGCUUUCGUCUCGCGCAACUUUAUCCAGAGAAGAUGUCAGAUCAUGUCACCAAAACCGUCCAGAAAUGGCACGCGAGUUUUAAAAAAGGCACGGACUUUGAUUCGUGGGGGCAGCUGGUGGAAGCCAUCGAUGAAUAUCAAAUACUCGCAAGGCAACUUCAGAAAGAAGUGCAGUCGUCAAACUCGCAUGAUUUCACAGAGGAGCAGAAGAAAACCCUGGGAAAGUUUGCAACAUGCCUUGAAAUGCGAAGUGCAGCCUUACAGUGCACACAAUCUCAAGAGGAGUUCAAGUUAGAAGACCUGAAAAAACUGGAGCCCAUUAUUAAGAACAUUCUGACAUACAACAAAGAUUUCCCUUUUGAUGUCCAACCAGUGCCUUUGAGGAAGAUUCUUGCACCAGGUGAGGAGGAGAACCUCGAGGAGGAGCUGGACGCUGGGACUGGAGCAGGUUCAACGCCACCCUUCCCUUCAAGGGUUCCAGGUACGCUGUUGCCACGGUUACCCUCGGAGCCAGGAUUGACUUUGCUCACGCUGACGAUAGAGAAGAUCGGUCUGAAAGACGCAGGACAGUGCAUUGACCCAUACAUUACACUCAGUGUUAAAGAUCUGAAUGGUAUAGACUUGAACCCGGUUCAGGACACGCCAGUGGCCACGCGCAAGGAGGACACGUAUAUUCAUUUUAGCGUGGAUGUAGAAAUCCAGAAACAUCUAGAAAAACUACCAAAAGGUGCAGCAAUUUUCUUCGAAUUCAAACACUACAAACCCAAGAAAAGAUUCACAAGCACCAAGUGUUUUGCUUUCAUGGAAAUGGAUGAAAUCAAACCAGGUCCCAUUGUUAUAGAACUGUACAAGAAACCGACUGACUUCAAGAGGAAGAAACUCAACCUCCUGACAAAGAAACCACUUUUCCUGCACCUUAACCAGAGUUUGCACAAAGACUAAACCAAGAUCCGACAGCCAAACACUUGAUGGACAGCAGAGGUUAUAUUUCUCAGAUAUGUUUGGUGCAUCGCCUCUCACAUUCCUUGCAAUAUCAGACACUUUUCUUCAUAUCUCCAAUCUGAAGUUUGGGACACAGCCUGAUUUCUCCGCGGUGCUUCAUCUGAGAGAGAAAUGAGUGUUAGAAAUGCUAACUAUUUCAAAAACUGAAUUGUGUACAAAUGAUGUUGACUUCUGAUGGAUAUAACUUGGAUAUAACACAACUUCCCAUUGGUUUUUAUAUUUUUAUUGCAUUAAAGAAACCGCUCGCCCUCAUCUUCCAAACCUGUAUGCU
This is a messenger RNA of Sinocyclocheilus grahami, 1448 nucleotides long. RefSeq names its product axin interactor, dorsalization associated (gene aida). Gene Ontology annotation, cellular component: membrane. Lineage: Eukaryota; Metazoa; Chordata; Actinopteri; Cypriniformes; Cyprinidae. The record is from RefSeq and is a predicted model, not a curated record. Gene Ontology annotation, molecular function: phosphatidylinositol binding. Bases 209 to 1117 code for a protein of 302 amino acids. Gene Ontology annotation, biological process: determination of ventral identity. The transcript has 10 exons.